This is a messenger RNA of Phytophthora sojae, 228 nucleotides long. RefSeq lists its product as hypothetical. The record is from RefSeq and is a predicted model, not a curated record. Gene Ontology annotation, molecular function: nucleic acid binding; RNA-DNA hybrid ribonuclease activity. The transcript has a single exon. The annotation marks the transcript as partial. NCBI's taxonomy places the organism in Eukaryota, Oomycota, Peronosporomycetes, Peronosporales, Peronosporaceae.
CUAGCCUUCCCAUCCCCAAAGUGUACAUUCAACCUGGCAAGUUUCGUGGCACUUUUUCAUCUCCUGUGUGUAGCUGACAGACUGGGAGUCAAAGGAUUUCACGUCGCCGGAGAUAGCGAGCUCGUGAUAAGGACGCUGAAUACUCGUACACCUCCCCACGCUGCUCGGCUACGGGCUUGGUUUUUAAAAUGCAGACACAUGGCUGACAAGGUCCGCGUUGCGUCAUGG